Messenger RNA from Cercocebus atys (sooty mangabey), 1238 nucleotides. It is a transcript of the gene FGL1, whose product is annotated as fibrinogen-like 1. Lineage: Eukaryota; Metazoa; Chordata; Mammalia; Primates; Cercopithecidae. The record is from RefSeq and is a predicted model, not a curated record. Gene Ontology annotation, biological process: regulation of immune response; negative regulation of T cell activation.
UAAUGGAGAAAUAAUUACAAUUUCUGAAGGCAGUCAGAGAAUCCUGGGAAGCAGAGUGUCUGGACGGAGGCUGAGCUGGGUCUCUGACUCAUUUCUGACUUUAGUUUUUUCAAAGGGGGACAUGGCAAAGAUGUUCAGUUUCAUCCUUGUUGUCACCGCUCUGAUAAUGGGCAGGGAAAGUUCGGCGCUCGAGGACUGUGCCCAGGAGCAGGUGCGGCUCAGAGCCCAGGUGCGCCUGCUUGAGACCCGGGUCAAACAGCAACAGGUCAAGAAGCAGCUUUUGCAGGAGAAUGAAGUCCAGUGUUGGCUUUUAUAUUACCUUGUUUUAAAAACAGAUUGUUCAGAGAUUUUCAAUGAUGGAUAUAAGCUCAGUGGAUUUUACAAAAUCAAACCUCUCCAGAGCCCAGCAGAAUUUGCUGUUUAUUGCGACAUGUCCGAUGGAGGAGGAUGGACUGUAAUUCAGAGACGAUCUGAUGGCAGCGAGAACUUUAACAGAGGAUGGAAUGACUAUGAAAAUGGCUUUGGAAAUUUUGUCCAAAAACAUGGUGAAUAUUGGCUGGGCAAUAAAAAUCUUCACUUCUUGACCACUCAAGAAGACUACACUUUAAAAAUCGACCUUGCAGAUUUUGAAAAAAAUAGCCGUUAUGCACAAUAUAAGAAUUUCAAAGUUGGAGAUGAAAAGAAUUUCUAUGAGCUGAAUAUUGGGGAAUAUUCUGGAACAGCUGGAGAUUCCCUUGCGGGGAGUUUUCAUCCUGAGGUGCAGUGGUGGGCUACUCACCAAAGAAUGAAAUUUAGCACCUGGGACAGAGAUCAUGACAACUAUGAUGGGAACUGCGCAGAAGAAGAUCAGUCUGGCUGGUGGUUUAACAGGUGUCACUCUGCAAACCUGAAUGGUUUAUACUACAGCGGCCCCUACACGGCUAAAACAGACAAUGGGAUUGUCUGGUACACCUGGCAUGGGUGGUGGUAUUCUCUGAAAUCUGUGGUUAUGAAAAUUAGGCCAAAUGAUUUUAUUCCAAAUGUCAUUUAAUUGUUGCUGUUGGGCUUUCAUUUCUGCAAUUCGGCUUUGUUUAAAGUGAUUUGAAAAAUACUCAUUCCGAACAUACCAUGCGCAAUCAUGAUAACUGUUGUGAGUACUGCUUUUCAUUCUUCUCACUUGCCUUUGUUACUUAAUGUACUUUCAGUACAGCAGAUAUGCUAUAUUCACCAAAUAAACGUAGAUUGUGUUAAUAUUUAUC